Molecule: messenger RNA, 1749 nt
Organism: Grosmannia clavigera kw1407
Lineage: Eukaryota; Fungi; Ascomycota; Sordariomycetes; Ophiostomatales; Ophiostomataceae
Product: AMP-dependent synthetase/ligase
Exons: 3
Coding region: 1-1749 (582 amino acids)
Cellular component (GO): endoplasmic reticulum; membrane
Molecular function (GO): long-chain fatty acid-CoA ligase activity
Source: RefSeq, a predicted model, not a curated record
AUGGGCUUCGAUAACCUCAUGUGGCACCUCGACGAGGGUGUCACCGACCUGUUCGGCCAGUGGAAUGUCUACUCGAGCGUGCUGGCGACGCUGCUGAUCGGCAUCGUCAGCGUCUUUCUGUACGUGCGCCGCGAUCCCGACACCCACCCGCUGCUGCUAGCGCGCCAGGCCCAGGGCUCGCCGGUGCGCCAGGAAGGCGAGUCGCCCGUGUACCGGUCGCGCAGCUCGCCGCACUCGGUCCCGCUCCAGUCGGGCCUGGACGUGCGUGAUCCGGGCGUGUCCAAGUGGGCGCGCGGCCGUGACGGCGACCUGCGGGACAUCUGGCGACAGGCCAUUGCGGGUGGGAGCACCAACAAGAACAGCCGUGGACGUGUUCUGGCCGUCUACGGCACCGAGACCGUGCAAGAGACUAGUCUAGACGACAUGACCCGACAGAUUAGCCUCAUCGGCCAGCACAUGCUCGACCAGGGCGGCAACCGCGUGGCCAUCUACCUACCCAACUCGGUCGAGCUCCUGGCUGGCCUCUUCGCCUGCAGCUUCUACAACAUGACUGCCAUCCUGCUGCCCUUUGACCAGACCGACGAAGCGCUCGUUUCCAUGCUGCGCCGCUCGGCUGCCGACACCGUCAUCACCGCUCCCGGCUGCUUCCCCUUUGCCAACGUGGCCAAGAGCUACCCGGCCCUGCGCCAGCUGAUCUGGGUCGUCGACGAGGGCAGCAAGCACCUGGACUGGAACGAGGUGCCCGAGGGCGUUGGCGGCCGCGUCAACGUGUCCACCUGGCAGGACGUCGUCGGCGAUGCCGCCCCUUCCGCCGGCCUCAGCCUGCCGCCUUUGGAGGAACAGUCAGCAGCACGUGACAUUUCUAUUUUCUGGGAGCAUGAGAAAGACAGCAUGACGACCACGACGACCACGACGACCAAGACCACCACCCUCCCCUCGGACAUGGUCCGCUUCACGAGUGCAAACCUCUGUGCUGCCGUGGCCGCCCAGCUGUCGGCCCUUCCCGGCACGCAGCGCUUGGGCCCGUCGGAUCUGCUGCUUGUCGCCGACUCGCUGACGCACACCCACACGCUCGUCCUGGUCCUGGCUGCCCUGCAUGCCGGCGCGUCUGUGGCGCUCAGCAGCUCGGCCCCGGCUGCUCUGGACCUGACGGCCGCCACGCGCGGCAUCGCGCCCACCGUCGUCGUCGCUGGUCCGGCCGCCCUGCUGCGCACACACGCCGACACCGUCGCCCGCCUCGCUGCCGUCCCGCUUGCCUCGCUUCUGCUCCGUUGGGAAACUCGCUCGCUCUCCGAUGGUGGCGUCUUUUCCGAAGUCGUUUCGCUCGCUAGCCGCCUCCUCGAUCGCGCUCGUCCUGCCAUUGGGACUGCUCCCGGCAAGCUUCGCCUCGUCUACACGGCCGAGCGCGCUGCUGCCGGCACCCCCCCUCUCUCGUCUACUGUGCUCUCUGACCUCCGAGUCUUCACUGGGGCUCGCGUUCUCUACGGUCUCGCCGCUGCCAAGGUCGCCGGCGUCGCCGCCCAAACCGCCUUCUACGAUUACCGCGUCGUCGCCGGCGGGCCCUACGCUCCCUUCGGACCCCCCCUCACCAGCACCGAGUACCUCCUCAAAGACACCGACACCUGCAAAGUCGCCAACCACAAGCUCCAGGGCGAGAUCGUUAUCCGCGGCCCCUCGGUGGCUAACAACGAGGCUGGACUCGGCGUCAUCGGCGUCAUCCGGGACGACAACACCCUGGCCUACGCUUAG